Pneumocystis jirovecii RU7 is the source of this 570-nucleotide messenger RNA. RefSeq names its product protein retrieval receptor. Gene Ontology annotation, cellular component: Golgi membrane. Gene Ontology annotation, biological process: protein retention in ER lumen; retrograde vesicle-mediated transport, Golgi to endoplasmic reticulum. NCBI's taxonomy places the organism in Eukaryota, Fungi, Ascomycota, Pneumocystomycetes, Pneumocystales, Pneumocystaceae. The record is from RefSeq and is a predicted model, not a curated record. The transcript is spliced from 6 exons. The coding region runs from base 1 to 570 and encodes 189 amino acids.
AUGGAUACAGAUGAUCUGAUGCCGCCAGAAACACUGGUCAAUAUCUUCAGUACCAAGAAAAACAGAUUUGCUCAGCAAUAUCAAGCCUUUUUAGACCAGUCUACACCUUACAAGGCUCGGAGAUGGCUAAGCUCACUUGCACUACUUGUUUUAUUUAUGGUGCGGAUACUUGUAGUUCAGGGAUGGUAUAUCGUAUGCUAUGCACUUGGGAUUUAUCUUUUGAAUCUAUUUCUUGCGUUUCUUACCCCAAAACUUGAUCUUUCAUUGGAACAAGAUCUUCAAGAAAAUGAUGAUACAGAAGUACGACUACCAAUUCGACAAGAUGAAGAGUUCCGGCCAUUUAUUCGAAGGCUUCCGGAGUUUAAAUUUUGGUAUUCAGCAACACGGGCAAUAAUUAUUGCAUUUGUGUGUAGUUGGAUUUCAUUUUUUGAUAUUCCGGUUUUUUGGCCGAUUCUGUUGAUGUAUUUUUGUAUCCUUUUUGCAUUUACUAUGCGUAGGCAGAUUAAACAUAUGAUUAAAUACAGAUAUGUCCCGUUUGAUAUAGGAAAGAAGAGGUUUUCUUCAAAAUAG